Rubroshorea leprosula is the source of this 2582-nucleotide messenger RNA. The record is from the annotation of a GenBank genome assembly. Lineage: Eukaryota; Viridiplantae; Streptophyta; Magnoliopsida; Malvales; Dipterocarpaceae.
CCUUCCUGCUUUUUGUUGGCGAAUCUUUGAUCUUUCACUUUCGAAUCUUCACGUUUAGUGCUAAAAAAGGUAGAAAUCGAAGAACAAUGGAGUCUUCGAACAUCAUAGAUGUUGUUGCCGACCCAGAUCUCAGUGGGGACAAGGAAAGUGUUGGCGUUGAUGGGGCUGCUGCUAAUGUUACUAAGGAAGAUGUUAGUGUUAAAACUCAUGAUGGGGAUGCUGUAAGUGAUGAUGGUGUCAGAGUUGAAUCUGAUGAUGAUGAGGAAGAUCAUAAUAUUGAUGUUCCUAAGUUAACAGACAAUGAAGAUGAAGAGACGCUGCAAGCUAAAAAGAAUGUCAAGUUUUUCAACAACAUUGAGGACAGCAUUGAGAAAGACCUUGAACCACCAACAGUUGCUGUAAAGUAUUCUGAUACACAUACUACAAGUUCUAGUGCUAGAGGACCAAGUCGACAACAUUUGGAUGAAGUUGAUGAGAUAGGGAGUGAUGAAGAAGAUAGCUAUCUCUCAACAUCUGAUGAUGAAGCAAGUGAAGCCAAACAUGGUAAAAGGAGAUGGGCUACGCAUAAGGUUUACCAAGAGCCAGGAGAUGAUGACACUCCUGACAUUAGAUUAGGAAUGAUGUUUAUCAACAAGCAACAAUUUAGGGAUGUUGUGAAUAAGUGGAACCUCAAGCAGAGGCAAGAUAUUAAAUGGAUAAAAAAUGACAAUAUAAGAUGCAGGGCAUCAUGUGUGAAGGCGCCAGAUUGUCCAUGGCAGAUUUAUUUGGCAAUGGACCAACCAACUAAAUCUUGGAUGGUGAAGACAUUUGUGUCUGAGCAUACAUGCCAUUGGAAAGAGUUAAGUGUUGAGUUAUCUCACCAUCAACUGAAAAAGGUGAAGGAGAAGAUUGGGAAGGAAUUUGAGGGUGAUUGCAAGAUGGAAUAUGGUAAAUUAUGGGAUUAUGCUAUAAAGCUUCGAUCGAAAGACCCUGCUGCCACCAUCAUUAUUAAGGCAUCAAGACCAACUACAGAUUUAAAUCCUGUUUUCUUAAGGAUGUACACCUGUUUUUCUCCAAUGAAGUUGGGAUUUGUAGCUGGCUACAGUCGUGUUAUUGGUCUUGAUGGUGCCUUCCUUAAAGGAGCAUUCAAAGGAGUAUUGUUGGUUGCUGUUUCCAGGGAUGCAAACAACCAGUUGUAUCCAUUUGCAUGGGUAGCCAUGGAAGGGAGUAAUUUCACAUUCAUUUCUGACCAACAGAAGGGCCUAAUUCAUGCAAUUGAGGAUCUAUUUCCAAAUGCUGAGCAUAGAACAUGCGCUAGACACAAAUAUGCCAACUUUCGAAAAAAUAAUGGAGGCAAAGAAUUGAAGGUAGCAUUUUGGAGAUGUGUUAAGGCUAACACUGAACAUGACUUCAACAGGGCAUUAACUAAGUUAGGGCGUAUUAAACCAAGUGCAGUCCCUGCCAUCAUGAGCACACACCCUAGGUUUUGGUCAAAGGCUUUCUUUAAAGAAGAUAGUAAAUGCGAUGUUGUCGAUAACAACAUGUGUGAGGUGUUUAAUGGUUUAAUACUGGAAGCAAGGCACAAGAUCAUAUUCUCUAUGCUGGAAGACUUACAGGAAAUGUGUGCCCGGAGGACGGUGGCUAUAAGGGAAUCUGGUAACAGGAAAUUUGUUGGGAAUUUUGGUCCCAAAAUUUGGGCAAAAAUUGUUGUUGCCCGAGAAAGUAGCAGGAGAUGCACACUUUUAUGGCCUGGUGGUGAUGGGUAUGACGUUGAUGAUAAUGGGGAGUCAACUUAUAUUGUAAAUGUGGAGAGAAAGACAUGCACUUGCAGAGUUUGGAAUAUGACUGGAAUACCCUGUAGGCAUGCAGUUACUGUGAUCAAUCAUAGACAAAAGAAUGAUGAGCACUAUGUAGCACACUGGGGGCACAACUCAAGGUCAUGUAAAGGAGUUCCACCAAACCUUCAAGAACAAAAUGAAGAUAAAGGAACUCCCCAAGAAGAGCAGCCUCAAGGUGUUGAUGAAAACAUUGGAGCUAAUGUGGAAAACCCAAUGAGCCAAGUGGAGGAUCCUCUUAGUCAAGUUCUUAAUGAGGCACCUACACCAAAGAGAUUCAGGCAAACAGCAAGAAGAAAACAAGAGGUUUGUGAAGGAAGCUCAAAAACUGCACAACCACGGAAGAGGGCUAAAAAGGACUAUGCAACAACAACCACAGGCCCCUCCCAAUCACAUGCAGCAACUACUUCAGGAGCCAAAGAUAAAGGGAAACAACCAAAGAAGCCACGACAACCAAAGAAGCCACGACAACUAAAGAAGAAACCUUGAAUGGCUGCAAAUGCAUCAAAGUGAGAUUGAUGAAGAUUGAUUUUUUGGUAUUUUGUUAGGUUGAAAAUGCUGGGGUGAGCAUAUUUUGUGUGGGGUUGUCUUUUGUGUAUAACAAUUAUGGUUGGUAAAUGUAGUUAUUGGUUUAAUGUGUAGUCCAUAAUUGUAUUUUUUGCUUAGGUUUUAAUUGCAAAAUUUGCUUUUUGUUUGUAUGUAUGAAACUACAUUCAUGCAAUUGUUGUAAACACUGCAUCUUGGAAUGGUAUGCACUUUGUAUAAGUG